Gorilla gorilla gorilla (western lowland gorilla) is the source of this 4606-nucleotide messenger RNA. It is a transcript of the gene HDLBP, whose product is annotated as high density lipoprotein binding protein. The record is from RefSeq and is a predicted model, not a curated record. NCBI's taxonomy places the organism in Eukaryota, Metazoa, Chordata, Mammalia, Primates, Hominidae. Gene Ontology annotation, molecular function: mRNA binding. Bases 407 to 4213 code for a protein of 1268 amino acids. The transcript is spliced from 28 exons.
UGUCCUCCAAGAAGAUGGCGGCAGCACCGAGCUGGGGCGCCUAGUACGACUGGGCGGGGGACGGCGAGCGGCCGCGCGAAACUGGUCUAGCCCACCACCGCCGCCGUCUCGAUGAUCGGGGGGCCUCUCUGGGAUUGGCUGCGCGCAUGUCACGUGGGGCCGACGGGCCCUGCGCAGACCAUCGAGUCGGGCGUCCCUCCCCGGGGACGUGGCCUUCCUGUGCCCGGGCUGGGGCCCGCCGCCCCGCGGGGGAGGGCGGAGCUGGCGCGGCCCCUAGCUUUCUCCUUCUGGUGUGGGGCCCGAGCAAAAGCUGGCAGGCUGACAGAGGCGGCCUCAGGACGGACCUUCUGGCUACUGACCGUUUUGCUGUGGUUUUCCCGGAUUGUGUGUAGGUGUGAGAUCAACCAUGAGUUCCGUUGCAGUUUUGACCCAAGAGAGUUUUGCUGAACACCGAAGUGGGCUGGUUCCGCAACAAAUCAAAGUUGCCACUCUAAAUUCAGAAGAGGAGAGCGACCCUCCAACCUACAAGGAUGCCUUCCCUCCACUUCCUGAGAAAGCUGCUUGCCUGGAAAGUGCCCAGGAACCCGCUGGAGCCUGGGGGAACAAGAUCCGACCCAUCAAGGCUUCUGUCAUCACUCAGGUGUUCCAUGUACCCCUGGAGGAGAGAAAAUACAAGGAUAUGAACCAGUUUGGAGAAGGUGAACAAGCAAAAAUCUGCCUUGAGAUCAUGCAGAGAACCGGUGCUCACUUGGAGCUGUCUUUGGCCAAAGACCAAGGCCUCUCCAUCAUGGUGUCAGGAAAGCUGGAUGCUGUCAUGAAAGCUCGGAAGGACAUUGUUGCUAGACUGCAGACUCAGGCCUCAGCAACUGUUGCCAUUCCCAAAGAACACCAUCGCUUUGUUAUUGGCAAAAAUGGAGAGAAACUGCAAGACUUGGAGCUAAAAACUGCAACCAAAAUCCAGAUCCCACGCCCAGAUGACCCCAGCAAUCAGAUCAAGAUCACUGGCACCAAAGAGGGCAUCGAGAAAGCUCGCCAUGAAGUCUUACUCAUCUCUGCCGAGCAGGACAAACGUGCUGUGGAGAGGCUAGAAGUAGAAAAGGCAUUCCACCCCUUCAUCGCUGGGCCGUAUAAUAGACUGGUUGGCGAGAUCAUGCAGGAGACAGGCACGCGCAUCAACAUCCCCCCACCCAGCGUGAACCGGACAGAGAUUGUCUUCACUGGAGAGAAGGAACAGUUGGCUCAGGCUGUGGCUCGCAUCAAGAAGAUUUAUGAGGAGAAGAAAAAGAAGACUACAACCAUUGCAGUGGAAGUGAAGAAAUCCCAACACAAGUAUGUCAUCGGGCCCAAGGGCAAUUCAUUGCAGGAGAUCCUUGAGAGAACUGGAGUUUCCGUUGAGAUCCCACCCUCAGACAGCAUCUCUGAGACUGUAAUACUUCGAGGCGAACCUGAAAAGUUAGGUCAGGCGUUGACUGAAGUCUAUGCCAAGGCCAAUAGCUUCACCGUCUCCUCUGUCGCCGCCCCUUCCUGGCUUCACCGUUUCAUCAUUGGCAAGAAAGGGCAGAACCUGGCCAAAAUCACUCAGCAGAUGCCAAAGGUUCACAUCGAGUUCACAGAGGGCGAAGACAAGAUCACCCUGGAGGGCCCUACAGAGGAUGUCAAUGUGGCCCAGGAACAGAUAGAAGGCAUGGUCAAAGAUUUGAUUAACCGGAUGGACUAUGUGGAGAUCAACAUCGACCACAAGUUCCACAGGCACCUCAUUGGGAAGAGCGGCGCCAACAUAAACAGAAUCAAAGACCAGUACAAGGUGUCCGUGCGCAUCCCUCCUGACAGUGAGAAGAGCAAUUUGAUCCGCAUCGAGGGGGACCCACAGGGCGUGCAGCAGGCCAAGCGAGAGCUGCUGGAGCUUGCAUCUCGCAUGGAAAAUGAGCGUACCAAGGAUCUAAUCAUUGAGCAAAGAUUUCAUCGCACAAUCAUUGGGCAGAAGGGUGAACGGAUCCGUGAAAUUCGUGACAAAUUCCCAGAGGUCAUCAUCAACUUUCCAGACCCAGCACAAAAAAGUGACAUUGUCCAGCUCAGAGGACCUAAGAAUGAGGUGGAAAAAUGCACAAAAUACAUGCAGAAGAUGGUGGCAGAUCUGGUGGAAAAUAGCUAUUCAAUUUCUGUUCCGAUCUUCAAACAGUUUCACAAGAAUAUCAUUGGGAAAGGAGGCGCAAACAUUAAAAAGAUUCGUGAAGAAAGCAACACCAAAAUCGACCUUCCAGCAGAGAAUAGCAAUUCAGAGACCAUUAUCAUCACAGGCAAGCGAGCCAACUGCGAAGCUGCCCGGAGCAGGAUUCUGUCUAUUCAGAAAGACCUGGCCAACAUAGCCGAGGUAGAGGUCUCCAUCCCUGCCAAGCUGCACAACUCCCUCAUUGGCACCAAGGGCCGUCUGAUCCGCUCCAUCAUGGAGGAGUGCGGCGGGGUCCACAUUCACUUUCCCGUGGAAGGUUCAGGAAGCGACACCGUUGUUAUCAGGGGCCCUUCCUCGGAUGUGGAGAAGGCCAAGAAGCAGCUCCUGCAUCUGGCGGAGGAGAAGCAAACCAAGAGUUUCACUGUUGACAUCCGCGCCAAGCCAGAAUACCACAAAUUCCUCAUCGGCAAGGGGGGCGGCAAAAUUCGCAAGGUGCGCGACAGCACUGGAGCACGUGUCAUCUUCCCUGCGGCCGAGGACAAGGACCAGGACCUGAUCACCAUCAUUGGAAAGGAGGACGCCGUCCGAGAGGCACAGAAGGAGCUGGAGGCCUUGAUCCAAAACCUGGAUAAUGUGGUGGAAGACUCCAUGCUGGUGGACCCCAAGCACCACCGCCACUUCGUCAUCCGCAGAGGCCAGGUCUUGCGGGAGAUUGCUGAAGAGUAUGGCGGGGUGAUGGUCAGCUUCCCACGCUCUGGCACACAGAGCGACAAAGUCACCCUCAAGGGCGCCAAGGACUGUGUGGAGGCAGCCAAGAAACGCAUUCAGGAGAUCAUUGAGGACCUGGAAGCUCAGGUGACAUUAGAAUGUGCUAUACCCCAGAAAUUCCAUCGAUCUGUCAUGGGCCCCAAAGGUUCCAGAAUCCAGCAGAUUACUCGGGAUUUCAGUGUUCAAAUUAAAUUCCCAGACAGAGAGGAGAACGCAGUUCACAGUACAGAGCCAGUUGUCCAGGAGAAUGGGGACGAAGCUGGGGAGGGGAGAGAGGCUAAAGAUUCUGACCCCGGCUCUCCAAGGAGGUGUGACAUCAUCAUCAUCUCUGGCCGGAAAGAAAAGUGUGAGGCUGCCAAGGAAGCUCUGGAGGCAUUGGUUCCUGUCACCAUUGAAGUAGAGGUGCCCUUUGACCUUCACCGUUACGUUAUUGGGCAGAAAGGAAGUGGGAUCCGCAAGAUGAUGGAUGAGUUUGAGGUGAACAUACAUGUCCCGGCACCUGAGCUGCAGUCUGACAUCAUCGCCAUCACGGGCCUCGCUGCAAAUUUGGACCGGGCCAAGGCUGGACUGCUGGAGCGUGUGAAGGAGCUACAGGCCGAGCAGGAGGACCGGGCUUUAAGGAGUUUUAAGCUGAGUGUCACUGUAGACCCCAAAUACCAUCCCAAGAUUAUCGGGAGAAAGGGGGCAGUAAUUACCCAAAUCCGGUUGGAGCAUGACGUGAACAUCCAGUUUCCUGAUAAGGACGAUGGGAACCAGCCCCAGGACCAAAUUACCAUCACAGGGUACGAAAAGAACACAGAAGCUGCCAGGGACGCUAUACUGAGAAUUGUGGGUGAACUUGAGCAGAUGGUUUCUGAGGACGUCCCGCUGGACCACCGCGUUCACGCCCGCAUCAUUGGUGCCCGUGGCAAAGCCAUUCGCAAAAUCAUGGACGAAUUCAAGGUGGACAUUCGCUUCCCACAGAGCGGAGCCCCAGACCCCAACUGCGUCACUGUGACGGGGCUCCCAGAGAAUGUGGAGGAAGCCAUCGACCACAUCCUCAACCUGGAGGAGGAAUACCUAGCUGACGUGGUGGACAGUGAGGCGCUGCAGGUAUAUAUGAAACCCCCAGCACACGAAGAGGCCAAGGCACCUUCCAGAGGCUUUGUGGUGCGGGACGCACCCUGGACCGCCAGCAGCAGUGAGAAGGCUCCUGACAUGAGCAGCUCUGAAGAAUUUCCCAGCUUUGGGGCUCAGGUGGCUCCCAAGACUCUCCCUUGGGGCCCCAAACGAUAAUGAUCAAAAAGAACAGAAACCUCUCCAGCCUGCUGACCCGAACCCAGCCACACAAUGGUUUGUCUCAAUCUGACCCAGCGGCUGGACCCCUCCGUAAAUUGUUGACGCUCUUCCCCUUCCCGAGGUCCCGCAGGGAGCCUAGCGCCUGGCUCUGUGUGCGGCCGCUCCUCCAGGCCUGGCCGUGCCCGCUCAGGACCCGCUCCACUGUUUAACACUAAACCCAGGUCAUGAGCAUUCGUGCUAAGAUAACAGACUCCAGCUCCUGGUCCACCCGGCAUGUCAGUCAGUCAGCACUCUGGCCUUCAUCACGAGAGCUCCGCAGCCGUGGCUAGGGUUCCACUUCCUGUGUCAUGACCUCAGGAAAUAAACGUCCUUGACUUUAUAAAAGCCAAA